This is a messenger RNA of Strongyloides ratti, 939 nucleotides long. RefSeq lists its product as hypothetical. The transcript is spliced from 2 exons. NCBI's taxonomy places the organism in Eukaryota, Metazoa, Nematoda, Chromadorea, Rhabditida, Strongyloididae. The record is from RefSeq and is a predicted model, not a curated record. The coding region runs from base 1 to 939 and encodes 312 amino acids.
AUGGUUCAUCCUGCUGUAUUACCUGGUAUUGACAUAUCAAACGUACCAGAAGCAACAUCUGCUAAAGUUCAAAAUGAUGGAAAUAUUGUUGCUUCUGUAACAUUAAUAAAAAUAUCAAAAAAUCAAGGAUAUCUUGUUAUAAAUUAUUUAGAUGAAAAUCUUAAUAAUAAACUUGUUACUUUAAAAGAUCCUUCAAUGCCUCUUGAAAUUGGUGGUGAUAAUACUUUUGAAUUAGGUGAUGUUGUUAAAAAUCCUAUUGACAAGAGAAGUCUUAGAAUAUAUAUACAAGUUCAUCAUCAUCAUCCUGAACAAUAUUUAACUCAACAUUUAGUUAAUCAACUUGAAGAAGCUGUUCUUGGUGCUUUUAAUUUAGAAUUAAAAAAAAAUGUUACAAUUGAUUUGUAUGAUUCUGUUGCUGAUAGUGUAUUACGUGAUUAUGCUGGUUUCAUUGUUGGUGAAAAAUUUUUAAUGGAAGAGGUUACCUUUGAUAGUGGAAAGACUAAAUCAAUUCUUAGAAAUAAUAUUCAAGGAAUUAAUUCUGAAACAACAACUGAAAAUGAUCUUGAUAGUAUCAUUGAUUUUGAUGAUACAUUAUCAAAUUUUAGUAGAAGUGAUUUUGUAAAAUACCUUUUUAAAGAAGGUAAAAUGUUUCAUUUCAAAGAAAAUGAAGAAGUCCAAGGAUAUAUAGUUGGAAAAGGUGAACAGAUUUAUGGAAUUUAUGCUCAAAAACCAAUUAUUGCAGAAGCAUUGUUAGCAAAGUACAUUUCAAUGGUACCAUGUAGAAAUGUUAUUAUUAAAUGUAAAAUUGGUACAUGGGAAGGAUUAUCAAGUGCUAUUGUUAAAAGAAGAAGUAUUCAUAGAAUGCAUACAAGAUCCUGCCCAACUCACAUUAAAUGGGAUAAAAUUUUUGGUGUAAAUGUAGGAAUGAAUCUUUUUUAA